Molecule: messenger RNA, 854 nt
Organism: Suillus plorans
Lineage: Eukaryota; Fungi; Basidiomycota; Agaricomycetes; Boletales; Suillaceae
Exons: 2
Coding region: 116-739 (207 amino acids)
Source: RefSeq, a predicted model, not a curated record
UCUAGGGCCAUGUUCGUCCUAUCAUCCCAACAAACCAGCCCCGCCACGCCUUCUGACAGCCCCACGAAACCUACCUCUAUCACUCGAAGAAUCUUUCUCAACCACGAGCUUUAAAAUGUCUACCUCUUCCAGAAUCUCCACUGUCUUUGGCAACUGGCGCAAGACUUCUCUAUCCUCGGUUGACAUUGAUCUUGAGGCACAAACUGUGACUGGUGCACAGGCCUCCUUCACUCUUCCUACUGCCAUCCAGGCAGCUCAUUCUGCUGCUACCUCUACGCAUACACCUCAGCAGAAUGACGAUACCACAGAUCCCAUGGAUGUCUUUUUCGGGGUCACUCGCACUCGUGCGACUCGCGAGAGUCGCCAUGACUCUUAUGCCACUCCUAGUCGCAUUCCCAUGGCUUUGGAUGGAGACGCGCCUCCUCCAUAUACAGAUGCCACUGAGCCUCCAGCAUACAGCUCCGCUCCUGCAGAGCCUGUGACGCUUGCUAUGUAUCUAUUCAAACGUGGAUUUUUCUUCCCACCUUUCUGGGUACUUGGAGCAUUCAUUCUGUUCUUGCCACUCGAGGCCCCUGCUGACUUUGAGCCAACGAAGCCUGAGGAUGAGCGCCAGGAGUUGGUCCGGAUCAUGAGAGAUGCUGAGGUCAAGUGGGCUAAAAAAUCCGCUUGGGCACUCCUGAUCUUUCUCGUUAUGGUUGGCAUUAUGGUUGGUGCUAUUAUCGGUGUCCUGGGACCGUAAGCACUCUCGACACACGCCCACUUUUCCCCCACAUGACUAUUUCAUUCGCUCAAAGACCAUUGCAUGGAUGAUUUCAUUUCCGUCUCCGUACUUCAUUUCAACGUCCUGAGGCCGG